AUGAUCGUGCUGUUGAACAAUCCGCCUGCCUCGACCCCAAGUUUGUGCGCAGAGAACCCGGCCGUGCUGCUCCACCACGACGUACCAUCGCUUGUCUGCGCCCAUCUGGAUGACGAUGCAGUUGUGGAGACUGACGUGACUACGAAGUCCAAAUUGCCCCCAUGCAAUCUCGUGGACGCGGUUCAGCUGGUGGCAAAGGUUCUGUUCGAUCCCAACUUUAAAACGUGCAAAGCAGACUCUGGCGUGUCGAUCGGGAUGACGGGCGUGCCUGGCGCAGACGUGUUGGAAAAAGUCAAAAAGAGCGAAGGGUGCCAGCGCGUGUUUACGUCCGUGAAAGACUUGCUCAAGAACAACCCGAAGGCCAAAUGCACCGUUCAGGGAACGCCCCUCGUCGAAUUUGCAGGCAAGACAAUCGUCGACUUUGUCGAGAACCUCAACCAGCUCAAGGCUGGUCUCCCAGCAUAGCGUGUUUCAACGGGACAGUCCGGUCAGCCAAAGCCCACCCUGACUGUCGCCAUAUUUGUGUAAAGAGCUCGGUGGAGCUCGAUAUCCCUGCGCGCCAUCUCGCUCCCAAACUUGCUUUCAAAUCCAUCGGUGUGAACGUUUACAAGGCAUACAAACGGCAUCGUCCACCUUACGCAACAGUGAAUGCCCGCGUCGCCUUCAUCACGUUCUUCGCGUCGAGGCGAACGGAAGGGAUUGUGAACUGACCGGUGACGGCCCACGACGUGCUCGUGGCCGCGACAGUCGCCGUGUCGAUAGCAACAGAUUUCGGAACAAAACAUCAUCUCGUUGCCGUGGUUGAACCACAUGACAGUGUACUUUUCUGCGGCGGCGAGCGCCGGGUUGGACUGGAGGUCGGUGGGGAGGCGCAGCUGAGCGAGCGGGAUCAGUUGCAGCGCGACUUUCUUCCCCGA
Aphanomyces invadans is the source of this 917-nucleotide messenger RNA. RefSeq lists its product as hypothetical. Gene Ontology annotation, cellular component: extracellular region. The transcript has 2 exons. The record is from RefSeq and is a predicted model, not a curated record. NCBI's taxonomy places the organism in Eukaryota, Oomycota, Saprolegniomycetes, Saprolegniales, Verrucalvaceae. Bases 1 to 465 code for a protein of 154 amino acids.